GGACGUUUCGCGCUCUGCCGGUUAAGUCUUUUCCUUGGUGUGGGCUCCCAGGCUCUGGGUGGAUCAGGGACAUCCCGGAUACAAGGAAUUUUAAAAACAAAUACAUAAAUGUGAUGGGUUGCCAACCAGACGAGUGGAUCUUUUUGUUGUAGUUAAGCUGUAUUGGCAGUAUUGUUAUUUCUUCCUAUUGUUGCAAUUGUAAGAUUCAUCAGAUGGCUGAUAAUGCCAAAAGACUGUGUAAACGAAAGAGAGCGGGAGAGAAUGGUACAGAGGAAAUAAAGAAGAAGGCAGCCAAAAUCCAAAAUAGGACCACUGUGGAAAGUGACAUUGGACAAAGCAGCCAAAUUCACCCAAAGCGUGUUCCUGUUUUCACCAUCAAUCCAGAAAGCAACCCCUGUGCCAUUACUUAUGAGCAACUCUGUGCGCUAAUAAACUAUGCUGUAUUGGGAAAAGUGAGAAGUUCUCUUCCCAGCUGGUGCCAAGUUCACAACCAGAAAGAACUUAAAGGUGUAGCAGUGAUUAUUCUACAUGGAGUGAGUCAGAUGCACUUCUACAGAUACUACCUCCAAUUUAAGCAUCUGAAGAAAAGGUUUAGAUUUAGAUUUAGCCUGCCCCCUCCUCCUGAUGAUUUUCUGCUUCGUAUUUUUGGAACUGAGAAAAUACUCCCACAAGAUAAAAGUCCUGUGGUGAAUGGCAGCUCUGCAGUAAAUGGUCAUUGUCUUAUGACAGAGAAUAAUAACUGCAAAUCAUCAGAUGUUGACAAUCAUCCCAUCAUUAUUAAAUAUGGCAGAAACAAACAAGGCUUGACCAGUUUUUUGUUGACUAAAGACGAGUUGAUGAAGAAUGAUUAUCCUGUUGCAGGCACUCCUCAUUCAGAAGGAUUUAUCCAAAGUGGGUGCACAGCUAAAGUAACUGACAAUAGUCCAUUGUUGGGCCUAGACUGUGAAAUGUGCCUGACCACAAAAGGGAAUGAGCUGACUCGUGUCUCUGUUGUCAAUGCAGAUGGAUGUUGUGUUAUGGAUCAGCUGGUGAAGCCAGACAACCCGAUCCUCAACUAUCUCACCAGGUUCUCUGGAAUCACGAAGGAAAUGCUGAUGCCAGUGGAAACAAAGCUGAGGGAUGUUCAAGCUAAGUUAAAGAAGCUCUUACCCAAUGAUGCUGUACUUGUGGGCCAUUCUUUAAACAAUGACUUGAAGGCUUUAAAAAUGAUUCAUUCAAAUAUAAUUGAUACAUCACUGCUUUAUGCCAGAGACUUCGGUCGGAGAUUUAAGUUGAAAGUUUUGGCAAGAAGUGUUCUGGGAAAGGAAAUUCAAUCAGAAGGAGUGAUUGGUCAUGAUGCAUCUGAAGAUGCAAGAGCAGCUCUGGAGUUGGCACAAUAUUUCAUCAAGCAGGGGCCCAUGAAGGUAGCAAAGUUGAACCUGGAGAAUUUCCAAACUAAACAGCCAACAGGAGAUCAUUUCACAACACGACCUGAAGGCAGAAGUCUGACAAACAGGCUGUCAGAUUCCCUGAAAGCAAACUGCAGCAAGGUAGACAGAUUAAUAGGCAGACCACCCCUCCAUUGUGGCAGUUUGGUUAACACUUUGCAUGCGCAUGGUCAGAAAGCAGUUCUAUUAGGCACAAAUAAAGCAAUGAAGGAGCUGAUACAUCAAGAAGCUUGGCACAAAUUUGAAUGUAAAACAGACAAAGAAGUUGUUCAGCAAGCUCAGAAUGAGAUCCCAUUUGCCUCGCUAAGUUUAAGUCACUUUACAUCUUAUUCCGAAUAUAGUGAGUAUAAUCUACAGAUGAAGAUUCACGAGGAACUACUGCAUGAAAAGAUGAGACGGAAGUUGUCAGAAAUGUGUACUGUCUACGCUGGUCCAUUCUGCAAGGAUUUCUGUUUAACAUCUGUCGAAAGAACAUUCCAAAGUUGUGGUUCCAUCAGUUCUAUCAGUAUUAUCACAGAAACACACAAGCCUUAUGUGCGUAUUGAGUAUGCACUUCCUGAAAGUGCACUCAUUGCUGUGCUUACUUUGAAUGGAAGCGUUGUGGGGCAAUUUCCCAUUACGGUUCAAAGACCUACUAAAGAAAGCACACUGGAUUGUGAUCAUGUCCUAAAGAAGCUGGAAAAUGAUAUCACAAACAGAGCGGUUAUUUAUGUAUCAGGAAUUCCACAGACCCUGACAAAGAAUCGCCUCAAUGUGAAGUUCAGCAAAUUUGGACAUAUUGAGGCUAUUAUUUACCCUGGUGAUGAUAUUGGUGCAAAGCCUCAGGAUUGCUUUAUAAAAUAUGGAAGCUUGGAGAGUGCUCUAAAGGCCCAGGCAGCAAUGAAUGGACAAGAAGUGAGAAACCAAAAACUGAAUGUAGUAAGAGCUCUCACUCCCUACCACCUCCAAUCCUGGGCUGCUCAAAAGUCUUACACCACACUGAACCCGAGGACAUCUGACCCUCUGCCAUUCGACGGGCAUUCUUUUGAGAAGAGAAAAAACAAACUUUCUCAGUGUGAGCAAGAAUUGAAAAGCAUGAUGAGUACAAUAGAUCAACGUACAGGGAGACUCUUCAGGGCAUUACCCAACAACACACUCUGCAUGGUCCUGCUGCCAGGGACAAACAGUGCUCAAUGCUCAGCGCCUGGCCUCUGUCUCCUUGAAAUAAAGCAGGAUCCUUAAACCAAUUGUUCAGUCGGGACUGGAGGUGUUUGUCUUCUGAUGCUACAGACUCUAUGACUCUAUAACUGACUUACUGAAUCAAUUAACGAAUGAAUAUGGUUCCUGAACCACACUCCUUUUAUGAAUACUGCUGAACUUGGUCAACAGCAAUAGCUCAGCUAAGAAAGCUGCUCAAUGUUUUAUUAAAUUGUUUUAAAAGGAAUGUUUCAAGUGUGAAAAUGAUGUCAGAUGUGCACUAUCGGUUAAGUUAACGAUAUUGAAUACUUCUGAUUAGAGAGCAACAGCAGUGGACCAGAGCCUGGGUCUUGCCAAUUUUAGGUCAAGUUCAGCAGAAAAUAUUCCUCCAGACUGCCAACUUUGACUAUUUGAGCAAGUCUCAUUGCAAGGCUCUCCUGUCACUGCAGCGAGAUUGCAAACAUGUUCCAACAAGCAUGAAACAACAGUUCUACUGCCAAAAUUUCACUUACUUUUCCCAGCCAUGUUUUUACGUUGGUAUUUUUGUUUUUGAGUUCACAGUCUUGUUUCAAGCUUUUAGGAGCAAGAGAACAGAAAUAUCUAUUCAACCUCUUAAGCCUGUUUCACCAUUCAGUUAGGUUAUGGCUGAUCAGCAAUCUAACAUCAUCAUUUCUAAUCUUGUGCUUCAUAUCUGUUUACAUCUUUUGGUCAACAAAAGUAUGUCAAUCUCCUUAUUAAAACCAUAAACAAGUUUGGCAUCAAUUCGUGGUAGAGUUCCAUGUGUAUGUGUAACAGUGUUUCCUAAGUUUGCUCCUGAAAGAUCUGUGAUCAUGCCGAUUCUCAGCAAGUAGGGAUAAGAUAGAUAGUGAGAAACUAAUCCCUUUAAUAUCUUGAAAAUGUUGCCAAACCACCUGUAAAUCUCCUAAUUCCAGGAAGUACAUGUUUAUUUAAGCUGUCCAUGUAAUUUAAUCUUUAGAAUCUUAAAUAUUAUUCGAAUAAACCUAUGAAGUGCUCUCCUCUAGCUCUCUACGUCGUCCUCCUUGUGGUACUCUAAGCUAUGUUUGUUCAGAAUUUUAUAUAGCUGGAA
This is a messenger RNA of Hemiscyllium ocellatum (epaulette shark), 3690 nucleotides long. RefSeq names its product RNA exonuclease 5-like. Gene Ontology annotation, cellular component: nucleus. NCBI's taxonomy places the organism in Eukaryota, Metazoa, Chordata, Chondrichthyes, Orectolobiformes, Hemiscylliidae. The coding region runs from base 213 to 2648 and encodes 811 amino acids. Gene Ontology annotation, molecular function: exonuclease activity; RNA binding. The transcript is spliced from 20 exons. The record is from RefSeq and is a predicted model, not a curated record.